Messenger RNA from Dendronephthya gigantea, 876 nucleotides. RefSeq lists its product as uncharacterized. Gene Ontology annotation, molecular function: olfactory receptor binding. Gene Ontology annotation, biological process: protein targeting to membrane; protein insertion into membrane. The record is from RefSeq and is a predicted model, not a curated record. NCBI's taxonomy places the organism in Eukaryota, Metazoa, Cnidaria, Anthozoa, Malacalcyonacea, Nephtheidae. The coding region runs from base 100 to 663 and encodes 187 amino acids. The transcript has 2 exons.
CAUUGCGUAGUCUAAAUUCUAGACGUUUUAAAAACGAUGUAUAGCAGAACCUGUUUCGUAUCAAGGACAAGGAUGUGCACCGAAUAAACCUCAAUAAAGAUGGCUAGUCAGUGCCAGUGGGUAACCGAAUUUAACGAACAACUUUCUAAUAACCCUGAGCUUUCUGGUGGCAAGUGGAACUUGAAAAUGGUGAAUCAUUCAUUACCGGAGAGAGGGUGGUUGAUAACGAAAAGUAAAGGAAAGGCGGCGUUUACCUGUAGCCACAGCAAGUGUGCCAACAGAUGGACGUCAGUCAAUGGCUUAGCAAAAUUCAACUAUCGAAAAGACGGAGAUGUAAGAGUCUUUCUCGCAAGACAAAAGUGUCAGAAAUGUGAGGAUAAAUUCGAAGAUGCUAUUUGGGAAGACUCAGAUAUAAAACGUGCAGUUACAAAGCUCUUAGAUAAAGUAAAAGAGAAGUUUUAUGGCUCAAAUAAUUCAACGACUGGUACACCAGACAACACAUACAUUCCUGCUGAUAUGCGAGCCCCUCAUCAAAGUCAUCUUUGUGAGGCAUGUGAAUUAGGAGAGUGUCAAAACGAUGAUGUAAACAGCAUUACAAGCGGGAUGGAAGAUCUUCGAGUUGACAGCGAGUCUUCAUCGGAGUCUGAUAAUUUUGAGUACUAAAUCAUUUACAUUUAUAUUCCUGAUCAAGAUUGGAAUAUCCUUGCACUGCGAUGACAAGAGAUCACCCUAGAACUAGAAUCCUGAACACGGCUGUAUAUGGCAUGAUCUCUAAUUCUUAAAACACGAACAAAAUAUAAAGGUUAUAAAUAAAACAAUAAUUCUUCAUAAAGCUAACAAUAAAAACGUCUUUAUUUUUCACCUUCAUGCAGUUGA